Molecule: messenger RNA, 996 nt
Organism: Linepithema humile (Argentine ant)
Lineage: Eukaryota; Metazoa; Arthropoda; Insecta; Hymenoptera; Formicidae
Source: RefSeq, a predicted model, not a curated record
AUGGCCUUCCCGACUAGUGCUGUCAGGGGCCGGACAGUCUCCAUACUAGUUAAAGGUGAACUGAUAAGCGUAAAAAACACCAUGCGCUACUUAGGCGUCACGCUAGAUGGAGAUUGGACGUUUGCGCCGCAUUUUGAGAAUGCCAUCCCUAAAGCGGAGAGAAUGUUCACUGCUCUUUCUGGCAUAAUGCCAAAUUUGAAAGGGCCAAGAGAGCAGAUACGAAGGUUAUAUGCUAACGUGAUACACUCAGUUUUAUUAUAUGCUGCACCGGUGUGGGCGUCAGACGUAACCGGUAAUAACGGAAUAAAAAGGGAAAUAUCCAAGUUACAAAGGAAAAUCUCCCUGAGAUUGUGCUGUGGAUAUCGCACAAUCUCAUUCGUGGCGGCAAUGAUUCUGGCGCGUCAGAUACCGCUAGAUUUAACUGCCUUGGCUCUACGACGAGUAUAUAUACAGUCCAAAAACUUGGAACAGGAGGGUGCACCACUGGAACACGCAGCCAAGGUAAGACUCUGUAUCCAGGCCAAGCGAGAGGCCUUAACGGAAUGGGAAAACAGGGUGAGGAACAUAUACCACACUAGCGGCCUAAGAACAACCCAGGCUAUCCUUCCAUGUUUCAAAAAAUGGUAUGAGAGGGCUGGAGGAUAUAUUACCUUCCACAGCACUCAAAUGGUCUCUGGACAUGGUUGUUUCCAGGACUAUUUACACAAAAGAAAAAGAGCCGCAUCCUCACUAUGCGAACAUUGUGGAGGUGGACCGGACACAGCACAGCAUACCUUGGAGUUCUGCUCGGCCUGGGAACAGGAGAGGAGGGAGCUGCGGGGUGUGCUGGACAGAAGAACCGGCCUUAGUCUGCCAACAAUUAUAGAGACGAUUGUUGGGGACAAGGAAAAAUGGAGAGCCUUCACUGCCUUCUGUGGGAGAGUAAUGAGGGCCAAAGAGGAGGCGGAAAGAGAGAGAGAGAGAGAGGGCUUGGGGAUAAACCUGAAUAUUCCCUAA